CAGCAACGACCAAUUGCAGCGCUCGCAUUCCAACGCACGAGAUCAUCAGACAGCGGCUUGCUGCACUCCAGAACGCGCUAUGUGCGGCCGACUUUCAGCAGCUGGCGGGUUCCCCGGAUUGCCUUGGCGUGGAGUAGUUCCUGGCAUGUGAAGACGUCCCGAAACUUGCUAAGCCUCUUAUAAGUCAGUAAGGGAUGUCCUGUGAUUAGCGACACCUCAUCACUCUGCUCUCCUUACUCAUACCUACCCCUCUUACGUGUUGAAACUUAGACCAACAUGUCGAAGCGCUUCUCAACCGCCGAUGUUGCGUCGCACAAGACAGCGAGCGACUUGUGGAUCAUCGUAGAUGAGGAUGUCUACGACCUCACCAACUUCCAGGAGGAGCACCCAGGAGGCAAGAAGAUCCUCCAACGCGUCGCCGGAAAGGACGCCUCGAAGCAGUUCUGGAAGUACCACAAUGACAGCAUCCUCAAGAAGUACCAGAAGCAGCUACAAGUCGGAUCGCUAGACAGCAAGGCCGCGCCUCCAGCUCCUCCAGCUGCUGCAGCACCUGAACAGAAAGCGCCAAAGAAGGAUGUGGUCAAGCCAGAGGCCAACUCCGGCGUUGUAGCGCCACAGCCAACCGAGGCUGCUGCUGAGGAGUCCGAGCCUUUCGAUGCCUACGGCGACCUCAUCCCAUACGCAGACCCAUCGUGGUACCAAACAUACCACUCUCCCUACUACAACGAUACCCACGUAGCCCUCCGCGAUGAAGUCCGCCAAUGGGUCGAGGAGAAACUCAUGCCCAACGUAACCGAAUGGGACGAAGCGAAGAAGGUGCCCGACGAGAUCUUCCAGGAAAUGGGCGAGCGCGGAUACCUCGCCGGUAUGCUCGGCAUGCACUUCCCUACGGAAUUCACAGACAAGCGGGUCCAAUGUGUGCCGACAGAGAAAUGGGAUCACUUUCACGAGAUGAUCAUUACCGAUGAGCUCUCAAGGACAGGCAGUGGUGGUCUGGUCUGGGGUCUGAUCGGAGGAUACGGAAUCGGCGGACCUCCUCUGUUCAAGUUUGGCAAGAAGGAGCUUGUCCAGCGCAUUGGACCAGAUCUAUUGAGCGGAAAGAAGAGGAUCUGUCUCGCUAUUACCGAGCCUGACGCCGGUAGCGACGUCGCGAACCUCACCUGCGAAGCCAAACUCUCCGAAGACGGCAAGCACUACAUCGUAAACGGCGAGAAGAAGUGGAUCACCAACGGCAUCUGGUCCGACUACUUCACAACCGCUGUCCGCACUGGCGGAGAGGGCAUGAACGGUGUGUCAGUACUCCUGAUCGAGCGCAGCGCUGGUGGUGUCUCCACCCGCAAGAUGGACUGCCAGGGUGUAUGGAGCAGCGGCACUACCUACGUUACCUUCGAGGACGUCAAGGUCCCUGUCGAGAACCUCAUUGGCAAAGAGAACCAGGGCUUCAAGGUUGUCAUGACAAACUUCAACCACGAGCGUAUCGGCAUCAUCAUCCAGUGUCUGCGCUUUGCCCGCGUCUGCUACGAGGAGAGCGUCAAGUACGCACACAAGCGCAGGACUUUCGGCAAGCGCCUCAUCGACCACCCUGUCAUUCGCCUCAAACUCGCACACAUGGCACGCCAGAUCGAGGCAAGUUACAACUGGAUGGAGAACCUCAUCUACCAGUGCCAGAAGAUGGACGAGAUGGAGGCUAUGCUGAAGCUUGGUGGCGCUAUUGCCAGUUUGAAAGCGCAAAGUACCACAACAUUCGAGUUCUGUGCUAGGGAAGCAAGUCAGAUCUUCGGUGGUCUGAGUUACAGUCGUGGUGGACAAGGCGCGAAAGUUGAGAGGCUGUAUAGAGAUGUCAGGGCUUACGCUAUUCCUGGUGGAUCGGAAGAAAUCAUGCUUGACCUGAGUAUUAGGCAGGCGCUGCGGGUGCACAAGGUGCUGGGUAUGAAGCUGUAAACUGCUUGAGCGCUAUAUCUAUCUGUACCAAUAUCAUAUGUCGUUUUCCGUCAUGAGUCUUGCGGCCGUUCCGUCUUGUUGAUAUUAGAAAAAGGAACAAUGCAUCCCGAGGUCCAUGAGCCGCGCGUAACGCGCACGUGGUGGGGAAAUGAAUGCGAUCCUGAGUUUCUAGCUCCCUCACGACGAGUCACCAUAAACAGACGCCUUAUUCGCGACUCCUUACAGUAGCCACCACAUAUAGUUGCGAUCACUCAAG
This is a messenger RNA of Alternaria rosae, 2197 nucleotides long. RefSeq names its product acyl-CoA dehydrogenase/oxidase. The record is from RefSeq and is a predicted model, not a curated record. Lineage: Eukaryota; Fungi; Ascomycota; Dothideomycetes; Pleosporales; Pleosporaceae. Gene Ontology annotation, molecular function: oxidoreductase activity, acting on the CH-CH group of donors; flavin adenine dinucleotide binding. The transcript has 4 exons. Bases 277 to 1941 code for a protein of 554 amino acids.